AUGUUUUGUCAACAGAUCGAACGUCUUGCCCAGUAUGAGCGAUUGGUCGGAGGCGGAUGCGCACGGCGGCGAGCCUCACGCCUCUCAGACCUCGAGCGCGUUCAGGACCUCUUCCCUCACGACUACUUGGCCCUACACGAUGCUGAUGCCCUUGCCUCGCAUCACACUCAGAAAUCGAAGAGUCUACGCAAACGGCCGAGCCUUGACAUCAACGGUACAGUCUCUGCGAAUAGCUCACUUCUACCACGCACAUUUAUCAUGGAAGCACCUGCCCAAUUGACCCUCAUGGGUUCAACCUCCCCACCGUUAGAUAGGCAUUUGUUUCUCUUCAAUGAUUUGCUCCUAGUGGGAAAGUCUAGAGGGACGAACUGCUUCAAGUUGAAAGAGAGCGUGAGGCUGGCGGAGUUGUGGAUUUCAUUGCCAGAGAGUGAUGACACUGGAUUUCUUAUUGGAUGGCCGACCCUGAGCGGAGUUAUUAACUACCUCGCGACAUAUCCCACUCAAGCUGCAAGGGAUACGUGGUACAGGAAAAUCCAAAAUGCCUUAAACGCCAAGCUGACGAAUGAACCAAAGUCGACGAACAUUCAAAUAUUCUACAAAGAUGUAACGAGCUCAAUCGAAUUCUGUAAGACGGUCUCAGUAAAUCCAGACAUGAGCGCUCGAUGUGUGGUCCGCCAGGCGCUUAAUGUGCUGCAAGCAGGCGCUGAAGGUGACCAUGAUGAAGGAGAAGAUGAUCGCUGGGGAGCAGCCAAUGACUUUAACCUUUGGGUACGGACUGGUCGAGAUGCGCCACCAACGCCUCUUCAAGGAAAUGAAAGACCGCAUGCGAUACAAAUGUCCCGAAUACGACAAACAUUGUCGAAUGAAGACGGCUUCGAUCUGGAGCACGUUAAUGCCAAGAAUAAUCCCUGCGGCCUCGUCUUCGAAUUGAGGAAAAAGAAUCAAGCUUUGAAAAGUACUUCCGGUACCGGCCGUGGCUUACGUCUGUUACGUCGUGGUGGGCGGUUGUUUGGGGUCUCACUCACGCGCUUGUGCAAUGGGUCAUCACCACCAGCUCUCUUGCACGCCCUAAAACGACUCCGGGCACUCGCCCCUCAUACGCACGGCGUAUUCCGACGCAGUGCGAAUGCUAAAGCACUAAGAUUGCUUAGAGAUAAGCUUGAUACGCUGGGCCCAUGGGCGCAAGGCUGCCCUGAGUUGGACCGAGCUCCCGUUCUGCUCUUAGCGGCGCUGGUAAAGGAAUUCUUCAGGGCUUUGCCCCAACCCCUUCUUCUUGCCGAACUUUAUCCCGCCUGGCUACAAGUAUUAAAUUUACCUCAAACCGAAAAAGUGUCAGCCGUUCGCUCGCUACUCCUGAAGUUGCCGAAGCCGCACUACACUAUGCUCACGUACUUCGUGUGUCUGUUACAAGCCAUCGCCAAGAAAUCCAACAUCAACCUCAUGUGUCCCAUGAAUUUGGGCGUCUGCGUCGGCCCCAGCCUCCUUUGGCCCUCCGUCCCCUGCGAUAAAGCUCCAAAAGCUGUGCCAAUGGUCGUAGAGUUACUUAUCGUCAAAGCUGAAGCACUGUUUGGACCACAAAUAGCGGGAUUACUUGGGAAUGGGUCCCCAGAAUCCUCGAACGCGCUACUCGACUCCGGCGCUGAAGAAAGCGACAGUCUCCAUUCAGUGGGCAUCUCGUUGGACUCCAUGGAAUUAUCGACUCCGCGAAAAGAGAAGCUCUCCCUAAGCAGAGAUUCAGGCUUGACUCUGUCCGAAGAUGACUCCAAUAGCAACGGAGGCAACAGCCCCGCACCACGAAACAUUCUUCACAGUCUCUCGGCGCCCACCUGUAAUACGCAACAAGACAAACUAGGUAACCGUUACACAGAUAAUCACAACGUAAACGGUCUCCCGCCAAUUAAUCAGCGACAGCAAAGUAUUUAUACUAAUAAGGCAGAAAUAUACAGUACGGUUAAUGAAGAACUCUACACGAUGCCAUAUAUGGGUGACAGAUAUGUACAUAAUUCGAUAAACAUCGGUAUCUCUAACGGUAUCGAUGAUAGAAAUUACGUCUCCAAGUCUGCUGUCCAACGGUCGACGGCCGAUAUUUAUGGCCAGGGUCCGGCUAAAUAUAUCACGGGCUUAGAACCUCAGAAGCCACCGCGAAGUAACGUGUCGAAGGCAGCUCGCACGUCAAAAGUCUACAGCAUGUACUCCGAACCACAAGGAGACAAAAGUAAUGCUAACAAGAGUUUCAAUCGCGCUAAAAGCUCAGACAACCUGUUGGAAACGAAACAAGAUGCGAUCAAUACAAAUCGCGAUCUGGUUUCCAGUCAAGAGAACAUUGUUUAUAGUAAUAUACACGACCUCGCCAUGUUCACAGAAAAUAUCCAACGUCAGAACCAGUACCAAACGCACUCGGAAUUACUUUCCAAUAUGAAUACAAAUUACUCCCGCGUUUACACCGGUUGGGAAAAGAGGAGUCCUAACUAUCAAAGUAAUGCGAACGAAAAAAUAUAUGGGCAAGUGACUAAUAAAGGAGAAACCUCACAAAAUAUAGAAGGAAAAUCGUCACCGGCAGCCACCAUUUUUACUAGAAAUGACUGGUCUCGUCAAGCAGCAAGGACGAAGAGCUUGGAGGUUAACGACGAAGGACAAAAUGUCUCCACACGCAAUGGCAACUACGAUAUUAACAUCGUCAACUGUUGCCGCAAGAGACGCUUUGAUCCGGCCCAUAUGUGUACGAAGAAUUGCAUUACUCUGUCCAUGGUUAACGGAAGAGAAAAGGAGAAACCGGCAAUGAAUCCUUUGCAGAACUCGUAUUCAUACAUUGAUGAUAUGCGAAACAAUUCGGAAGAAAGCAAGAAGUCCAGAAUGAGAACGUAUAAUAACAACAAAUUGAAUCAGUCGAAAUCGCUCGCAAAUAUAAUAUUACAAAGCGACUCGAGCAGCAAUGACACUCUAUACCAGCCCCAAGGUUCAUUCAACAGCCGAUCAACCGAAUCGCCGGCGAGUGAGAACUCCUUUGAAAAUUGCUACACUACUCAAUACAUUGAGCCCCUGUACACAUCUGUAUACAACCGGAGGAGAGACAUAUUCCACGAAGAUAAAAAUAUGUUUUCAUCCGAUAUCUACAAAGCUACGCCUACAUCUGUCCAACCAGAUUACUCAACGGAAAAUGAACCGAACAAUAAUAAGAAACCACCGCUCAUGCCACCUCCAGUUCCGCCGAGAAAAAUGGUUUAUCAGAGGGUCUUGAAGAAAUUUCAACCGGUUCACGUCAAGGACGAUAAAACAUCACGAUCGAAGUCGGUGCCACCUGUUUACAGGGACCCGCCAAAUGGAACCGAGAAAAACGAAAAUGAAAUCGCCUUAGAUGCGUCGGGAUCAGACACCGAAUCGGAAUCAUAUGUGUAG
Pieris macdunnoughi is the source of this 3396-nucleotide messenger RNA. Lineage: Eukaryota; Metazoa; Arthropoda; Insecta; Lepidoptera; Pieridae. The record is from the annotation of a GenBank genome assembly.